UUUUGGAUGUUUAUUAUGCAUUCCAUAUAUCGCUAGUGAAGUCAUUGUAAUGAAUGACAUCCCAGUUUUUGGAGACACUGUUUCUAUUACUGAUAUUCAAAAAUAUAGUGUUUAUUUUAAUGCUGGUAUUCUUAUUCUUGUUACUUUAAUUUCAUUCUUUAUUGGAUGGCAUAUGGUUAUGGCUAUUGGAGGUGCUGAUAUGCCAGUUGUAGUUUCAAUGUUAAAUUCAUAUUCAGGAUGGGCUACAGCAGCAUCAGGAUUCUUAUUAAAUAAUUAUGCUAUGAUUGUUGGAGGAGCAUUAAUUGGAUCAUCAGGAGCUAUUUUAUCAUAUAUUAUGUGUAAAGCUAUGAAUAGAUCAUUUAUGUCAGUUAUUUUUGGAGGAUUUGGAGCAACACCAUCUAAAACAAGAAAUCAAGAAGAUGAAGGACCUAAAGAAAUCAAUCCAAUUAAAACACCAGAACUGGCUAGACUUUUAAUGGAAGCACAUAACAUUGCUAUUGUUCCAGGAUAUGGAAUGGCAGUUGCAAAAGCACAACAUGUUGUAUCAGAACUUUCAAAUAUCUUAAUUAAAGCAGGAAAAGAAGUAAGAUUU
Molecule: messenger RNA, 592 nt
Organism: Entamoeba nuttalli P19
Lineage: Eukaryota; Evosea; Mastigamoebida; Endamoebidae
Product: pyridine nucleotide transhydrogenase alpha subunit, putative
Exons: 1
Source: RefSeq, a predicted model, not a curated record